Molecule: messenger RNA, 5752 nt
Organism: Dipodomys spectabilis (banner-tailed kangaroo rat)
Lineage: Eukaryota; Metazoa; Chordata; Mammalia; Rodentia; Heteromyidae
Gene: Ppip5k2
Product: diphosphoinositol pentakisphosphate kinase 2
Exons: 31
Coding region: 539-4282 (1247 amino acids)
Biological process (GO): inositol phosphate biosynthetic process; inositol metabolic process
Cellular component (GO): cytosol
Molecular function (GO): diphosphoinositol pentakisphosphate kinase activity; inositol hexakisphosphate kinase activity; 5-diphosphoinositol pentakisphosphate 1-kinase activity
Source: RefSeq, a predicted model, not a curated record
UCACCGGAAGUCGUUCGGGCCGGUGGUAGAUCCCUGUGAGACCCGAAAGGGCGGGAGGGAAGAGGCGUGCCCGAGAUUCAAGAGGUGUGCGGAAAGCUCGCUCGGGUCCCGGGUGCCGCGGCGGCCGCGGCGGGGAGGCGUGCUCGGUCUCCGGAGCCCCACCUCACCUCUGUCCCCGGGAUCAGAGGGGAGAAACCGGCGUCUGGAUGGGCUCGGCUCUCCCCAACAGUUGGCGUGGCCACCGCAGCCGUGGCAGGUAAAAAGGUUGCCGUAUCGACUCAGGGAAACAAUAGCCUCACGAUUUUUAUAUUUUAAACUGUAUAUAGCAGCAACUUCUGUAUCAACAAUGAAGUAAUGCUAUCUGAAAACAAAAAAGCAUUUGCCAACUAACUCAACAGUUUCAAGUGGCUGUAUAAGAAGAAAGGCACUGUAGCAAGCCUGCAUAUCAGCUUGUACAGAGAGAAUGCUUUCUUCAGAAACUAUUUAUUUAAAAGUAGUUUUAAUAUAGAUCUUGUAAGUUAUAUCAGAUGAAAUCAAAAUGAGUGAAGCCCCCAGCUUCUUUGUUGGAAAUGAAGAUACAGAAAUAAACCCUGGAAAUUACCGACAUUUUUUCCACCAUACAGAUGAAGAUGAGGAAGAAGAAGAUGAGUCUCCACCAGAAAGGCAGAUUGUGGUUGGAAUAUGUUCCAUGGCAAAGAAAUCCAAAUCCAAACCAAUGAAGGAAAUUCUGGAACGGAUCUCCUUAUUUAAAUAUAUCACAGUAGUAGUAUUUGAAGAAGAAGUUAUUUUGAAUGAACCAGUGGAAAAUUGGCCUCUAUGUGAUUGUCUUAUUUCUUUUCACUCUAAAGGAUUUCCACUGGACAAAGCAGUUGCCUAUGCAAAACUCAGGAAUCCAUUUGUAAUCAAUGACUUGAAUAUGCAGUAUCUCAUACAAGAUAGGAGAGAAGUAUAUAGUAUUCUUCAAGCUGAAGGUAUUUUACUUCCUCGUUAUGCAAUAUUGAACCGUGAUCCAAAUAAUCCCAAAGAAUGCAAUCUGAUUGAAGGGGAAGAUCAUGUAGAAGUAAAUGGGGAAGUUUUCCAAAAGCCAUUUGUAGAAAAGCCAGUCAGUGCAGAAGAUCACAAUGUUUACAUUUAUUAUCCCACAUCUGCUGGAGGUGGAAGUCAAAGACUCUUUAGGAAGAUCGGCAGUAGAAGUAGUGUAUAUUCUCCAGAAAGCAAUGUACGAAAAACUGGCUCAUAUAUAUAUGAAGAGUUUAUGCCUACAGAUGGUACAGAUGUUAAGGUUUAUACAGUGGGUCCAGAUUAUGCUCAUGCUGAAGCUCGAAAAUCUCCAGCGCUUGAUGGCAAGGUAGAACGAGAUAGUGAGGGAAAGGAAGUACGAUACCCUGUGAUUCUCAAUGCACGAGAGAAACUAAUCGCUUGGAAAGUCUGCCUUGCUUUUAAGCAAACAGUUUGUGGCUUUGAUUUGUUACGGGCCAAUGGACAGUCCUAUGUCUGUGAUGUCAAUGGAUUCAGUUUUGUGAAAAAUUCCAUGAAGUAUUAUGAUGAUUGUGCAAAAAUACUUGGGAAUAUUGUAAUGAGAGAGCUUGCUCCACAAUUUCAUAUUCCUUGGUCAAUACCCUUAGAAGCUGAAGACAUUCCAAUUGUCCCAACUACAUCUGGAACUAUGAUGGAACUUAGAUGUGUCAUAGCUGUCAUUCGUCAUGGGGAUCGAACACCAAAGCAAAAAAUGAAAAUGGAAGUGAGGCAUCAAAAAUUUUUUGAUCUCUUUGAAAAGUGUAAUGGAUAUAAAUCAGGGAAGUUAAAACUCAAGAAGCCAAAACAAUUACAGGAAGUGCUGGAUAUUGCACGACAACUUCUAAUGGAGCUGGGACAGAAUAAUGAUUCUGAAAUUGAAGAAAAUAAACCAAAACUUGAACAACUUAAGACUGUUUUAGAAAUGUAUGGCCAUUUUUCUGGAAUAAAUCGUAAGGUCCAAUUGACAUAUCUCCCUCAUGGUUGUCCUAAAACAUCUAGUGAAGAGGAAGAUAGUCGAAGAGAACAACCAUCCUUACUUUUGGUUCUAAAAUGGGGAGGAGAAUUAACCCCUGCCGGCAGGGUCCAGGCUGAAGAACUUGGAAGAGCUUUUAGGUGUAUGUAUCCUGGAGGGCAAGGAGAUUAUGCAGGAUUUCCUGGUUGCGGUUUACUUCGAUUACAUAGCACCUACCGACAUGACCUCAAAAUAUAUGCUUCUGAUGAAGGACGAGUCCAGAUGACUGCAGCUGCUUUUGCAAAGGGGUUAUUGGCUCUAGAAGGAGAGCUUACACCCAUUCUUGUUCAGAUGGUGAAAAGUGCAAACAUGAAUGGUCUCUUAGACAGUGAUAGUGAUUCUCUGAGCAGUUGUCAGCAACGUGUGAAAGCAAGACUUCAUGAAAUUCUUCAGAAAGACAGAGAUUUUACCGCUGAAGAUUAUGAAAAGCUUACUCCCUCUGGAAGCAUUUCUCUUAUCAAAUCAAUGCAUUUAAUUAAAAAUCCUGUGAAGACCUGUGACAAAGUUUAUUCUUUAGUCCAAAGCUUGACUUCUCAAAUUAGACAUCGAAUGGAAGACCCCAAAUCAUCAGAUAUUCAGCUUUAUCAUAGUGAAACAUUGGAGCUUAUGCUACGUCGAUGGUCCAAGUUGGAGAAAGACUUUAAAACAAAGAAUGGAAGAUAUGAUAUCAGUAAAAUCCCUGACAUAUAUGACUGUAUAAAAUAUGAUGUCCAGCAUAAUGGUUCCCUGAAAUUAGAAAAUACAAUGGAAUUAUAUAGGCUUUCGAAGGCGUUAGCAGAUAUUGUUAUCCCUCAGGAAUAUGGUAUAACUAAAGCUGAAAAACUGGAGAUUGCCAAAGGCUACUGUACUCCUCUAGUUAGAAAAAUUCGCUCAGACCUUCAGAGGACACAAGAUGAUGACACUGUAAAUAAACUCCAUCCCGUGUAUUCCAGAGGUGUUUUAUCUCCUGAUCGUCAUGUCCGUACUAGAUUAUAUUUCACCAGUGAAAGCCAUGUACAUUCUUUACUGUCAAUACUUCGCUAUGGUGCCUUAUGCGAUGAAUCAAAGGAUGAACAGUGGAAACGAGCUAUGGACUAUUUAAAAGUUGUUAAUGAACUCAACUACAUGACACAGAUUGUUAUCAUGCUUUAUGAGGAUCCUAACAAGGAUCUUUCAUCAGAGGAACGCUUUCAUGUUGAAUUACACUUUAGUCCAGGAGCCAAGGGCUGUGAAGAAGAUAAAAAUUUACCAUCUGGCUACGGAUAUAGACCUGCCUCCAGAGAGAAUGAAGGCAGGAGAUCUUUUAAAAUUGAUAAUGAUGAUGAACCUCAUACUUCUAAAAGAGAUGAGACUGAUCGAGCUGUGCUAUUGUUUAAACCAAUGGUAUCAGAACCAAUUCAUAUACACAGGAAGUCUCCACUUCCUCGAGCUAGGAAGGUGGCUACCAGCGAAGAAGAGAGCCCCCUGAGUGUGUCUAGCCCAGAGGGUACUGGUACCUGGCUGCAUUAUACCAGUGGUGUGGGUACUGGGCGUCGAAGACGCAGAUCAGGGGAACAAAUCACUUCUUCCCCUGUCUCCCCCAAAUCAUUGGCUUUCACAUCCAGUAUUUUUGGCUCAUGGCAACAGGUUGUAUCUGAAAAUGCUAAUUACCUACGAACACCAAGAACUCUAGUGGAACAGAAGCAGAGCUCUACUAUAGGGUCUCACUGUUCGGGCCUGUUUAGCACCUCAGUGCUCGGGGGUUCUUCAAGCGCUCCUAACCUACAAGAUUAUGCUCGUACUCAUCGUAAAAAGCUGACUUCUUCUGGCUGCAUAGAUGACGCCACACGCGGUUCUGCUGUUAAAAGGUUUUCUAUCUCAUUUGCUCGACACCCAACCAAUGGCUUUGAAUUGUAUUCCAUGGUGCCGUCUAUUUGUCCUCUAGAAACUCUUCACAAUGCUCUAUCUUUAAAGCAGGUGGAUGACUUUCUUGCUUUCAUUGCUUCUCCAUCAAGUGAAGCUCUAGACAAGACUCCUGAAAUGUCCUAUACUGUCUCACGAUCCAGUCCAGUCCAAAGAAGAAAAAUAUCUCUAAAUACAUAUACACCUACAAAGAUUCUACCAACACCAUCAGCUACCUUAAAGACUACUAAAGCAAACCAGAAAGCAGCUGCCAGUGGACCUUCUGGUUCGGGUCUUCCUAAUACUUCAUCUCGAAAAAAGAGUGUAGCUAUCAAACCAGAAGUGCCUGAAUCCAAAAAAAGCACUGGGAAAAAAGAAAUGAAGCAAAAAUGAGAAGCAGAAACUGGAACCUCUUGUAUUUAGAAAAAAGCACUUGUACAGUAAAAACAAAUGUAUAAUAAAUCUUGGCUGAAAACUGUCAAAGCAAAUAAUUUGUUUCCUGUAUACAUCUCUGUAUUCAUAUAGAAACUCUUUAUAGCCUAGAAGGUUCUUUGUUUAUAUUCAUGACAGCAGUUCUGUCAUGGUCUGAAAAUGUUUAUCAUUCUGUGAGUAGUACCAUUUGUGAGAGAUCUCUAUCGUUACUAAUACAAUACUUACUAUGUAUCUGGAAUAAGGACAUAAAAGCCUAGCUGGCCUUUACCAAAGCACAGCCUUAUUCAGUAGCCUCUGCACACACUUGUAUCUCCAUAAGGUUAUAUCUUAGCUAUAAAAGCUUUCAGCUUAGCAAAAUUGAUAGGUAAUAUUACGUACAUAUUGGAGACUUUACACAAUUACGUUUCCAAAGAGAUCUCAUUGGCUAUUUACAGUAGAAAAAUGUUUUAAUAGUUGUAGUGACAUACAUAUAUGCUGCAGUAUUUAAUAACUGGAAUAAUAGCAUGGGUUAAUUUUUAAAUCCAUGCUUUGACUUAUUAUUGCCAGUUAUUGGAAAAUAGUACAUAUACAGUUGGGAGGAAUCUACCUUUAUGCACAUAAAUUUGUAUAUUAUUUUGUAGAAAAUAUUUUCUUUAUGUAUUUCCUUACCAUAAAAGGUGCUUGACCAUCUAGGAAAUUUUGGCUUUAAUAUUGGCAAGAAAGGCAUCUAAUUUAGAGUUUCUUUGUAAGGAACUCAGCUCAAAAAAUGGAAAUUGUCCAUUAUGUUAGCAGGUAUUAUAUAGAGCAUCUUUUUUUUUUUUUUAACCCAUUGUCAUCUAUGUGUCCAUCAGUCAAUCUCAUUGAGAAAACAAAGAUUGAACCUUGGAAAUACACUUUUUAAUAAGUGAUUGGGUUUUGAAGGGAAAUUGAAAUUGUGUUAUAAUUUCAUCCAUGAUGUGGAAAAACAUGUGUCAUCCUAAUUAUUGGUGCUUUCCCCUCAGUGCAUAAAAAUUGUGAACCAUUUGAAAUGACUUAAACUAUAAAUCAAAUAGUGCAACCUUCUAAAACUGUCAUUCAUUGCAAGUUACAUAGCUGAACUUGGUAAAAUUUUACCUUCAGGCUUAUAUUGAGAGAAAUCACUGGAACUUCUCUGUAUGAAUGAAAUUUUAAUUCUUCAAAGGGACCCUUUUAACCCUAAAUAACCUAUAUUAGCUGUCUUAGGAAUUAGCAUAUUAUUUCUUAGUGUUAGUCACUUUGAAAGGCAUCAGAUACAAAAGUAAAAAAAAUCUAUACAAUUAAAUAAGUUCAUAUACUUCACAUGAAUGUAAAUGUAUUAUAUGGUGAUUUGUCUUGUAAGCAAUUGAAUGUAAGUUGAGAAUGUGGUUAAUGUAUUCAUGGUGAUAAGGAAACAUUUUUUAAGUGGAAUUCAAUUAAAAUAUUUUCUUUCUAGUA